AACGAAAAAUACAAAAAACAAUCCAACAAAAUGUCCUGCAUAUCGAGCAACUUCAGCUCCUUCUUCCUCAACUCGCUCAACGAUCCUUCAGAGUUUUCCAAGUACUUGAGCAAUGGCGAGCUCAAAUGCACUAAUUUCGAGGAAUUUCAAGUGUUUGGCUGCGGCGCAGGCGCGCCGACGCAACAGCAGCAGCAGCAGCAGCUACAGCAACAACAACAUUAUCAGCAGUAUUCCCACACACAUUUACCCAAUGGCAGCCCGGCGGCAACGGCAGGAGCGGAUUUUCCCAAUUACGAGCCAACGCAGACGUCGCACCGGGAAAAUUCCUCCUCCGCUAACUCAGGUAGCUCUGUUAAUCCCGCACACUACGCUUCCGCCGCUGCCUCGGCCUCUGCCGGCGUCGAAGCCAGCGUAGCCGCGGCGCCGACGUCGAGUGGUGGCGCAGCAGCAGGAUCCACCCCCCUCACCGCCACCCCGCCGAGCAAUCGCUGGCCCACGGCGGUGGCCACGCCCAAUGGCCAUCAAGCCACCGCCUCGGCGGCAGGAUCAGUGCCCCAGCACUUCGAUGGAUCCUUUGAGUUUAUCAAAUAUCUGCGUCACUCCACGGACUUUACACCCAGUUCGGCGAGCAGCGCCAGCGAAAGCAUCGCCUGCCCGGAAAAGUCAGUUGUCAGUGGAAAGCCGGGAAUCCCGGCAGGCACCACACCACCCCCGCCUGCCCAAUCGCCCGUGGCCAGUGGUCUAAUCGAUCUGGAUACCAGCACCUCGCAGAAAUCACGCUCAGCUUCCCGCAAAGUGGCCGCUUUGUUGUCUUCCGUUUCGCGGGCUUCCAACAGUCUGGUGGACACCAGCUCCUCCGCCCUCGAUGUCUUCGAUCACGACUCGAAGCAGACGAUCUUCGAUCUGCAACACAUGGCCUCCAACGGGUCUUCCAAUUCGAAUGAAUCCUCGCUGGAGAUGCUAGCAUUUCCCAAUUCGCACCUCAAUGCCUCCAAUUCGAACACCUCAUCCGAAGGAGCGGCCUGCGGAAGUGCGGGCGAGUUUGGGGGGCUGCUAACCGGCGCCAGCUGUUCCUCCUCGACGGCCUCGUCAUCCUCGCAUGCCCCCAAACUCCUCGGUAGCUUUGUGAUCAAGGAGAACUUCGAGGUCCAUCCGUCGCACAAAGUGGAGGAGGGCAUCUUCCAGCAUAUGAACAAGCUGCCCUCGAAGAAGAAGGAUACGCUGAAGCAACUGGGCGUCCGGUUCACCGGACAAAUGACGCUGACGGACAAAUCGAUUGUGGUGGAGAACUUCAUCAAGUUCUGCGAGGAAUACGAUAUCAAGGACCACAGGCCAUGGCUGUCGCUGAAUCAGUGCGGUCUGAAUAAGCCCGAGCAGAUCAAAUUCGCUCGAUAUCUGGGCCAGGGACUGCCGACGUUCACGCUCUUCUGCAUUUAUAGCAAUUUUAAGAAUCUGUUCUGCACCAAACGCACGGAAAUCUACACGAAGGACGGCUACAAUCUGCCUUACAUACUCGACAAAACCAAGCGCUUCCUGGCCAACACAACAGCUGACCUCAAGAACAUGGCGGCGGCCAACGAUGGCUCCCUGGAGUUCGCCAGCGGCAGCGGCGGCAGCAGCAGCAGCAACAGCAACACGAGCAGCAGCAACGCGAACAUCGGGAGCAACAGCAACAGCAGCAGCAGCGGCAGCAGCAAUGCGGUGUCUGGAUCAGGGAUUAAUCCGAAUACGGUGGCCAUGCCAACGGGCUAUGUGACACCUUCGACGGCGCAGCAGCAGCAGCAGCACCAGAUGGCCAUGGAUCCGCGCUAUGGAUGUGCGGCUCCUCCGGCUCUUCUGCCUCCGCCACCGAUGCCUGCUCUGGGUCCUCCGCCGCGAUCCCUGGAGCAGCUCAUCAUCUACGAGAACUUCGACGUGCACGAAACGCACAGGAUUGAGGACGGGGUUUGCACUCACAUUAGCCGCCUGCCGCCCAAGAAGCAGGAGCUAUUGAAACAGUUCGGUAUACAGAGUAGUAGCCAGCAUUGUCUGAGCAAUUAUGAAAAGUACAUACUCAUCGAAAACUUCAUCAAGUUUUGCAAUGAAUAUCAGAUAUCCGAUCAUCGACCCUUUUUGGACUUCCACGAGAGCGCUUUAUCCAAAUGUGAGCAACUUAAAUUUGUACGAUAUCUGGGCCAGGGGCUAUCCAAUCUGACGCUAAACAAAAUCUAUGUGGCCUUCAAGGAGCUGCUGGGCAAUGGAAGGCCCGAAAAAGCUGGAAUGGAGGGCUAUAAUUUGGAUAAUCUUUUAAAGAAGAAACGAAAGAAUCUGUAUAAUCGCAUGCAUGCCGCAGCCCCCAGCAUUGAUUUAACUGCCUACGAAUCGGCCCAGCAUAAUCCCCAAGCACACCUGGCCACGCCACGCCCCCAUCACGCCUUCGCCGCCCUAAAUGCGGCGACGCAACGCAGCGAAGUAUGCAACGAAUUGACACACACGGGUUUGCAGUACAGUUACGCCGGACCCCGGUAAAAGCUUAUAGCCCCAUCCAAAGGAAAUGCAAUCCUCAUCGCCAGAUGAGAACCGAACCCUUAUACAUAUACAUAUACUUCUUCCUGGAACUGGACCAGUAACUGUUGUGUCUUCGAAACAUAAAAAGAAAAACAUUGAAAACUAAGUGCUAAAUUAAAAGGGGGGACAAAAUCAGGGGUCCCCGGAUGGAAAAUGAAAAUACCAGAGACACUAGUAAAAUUAGCCUAAAUGUUAACAAAAUUAAACUUAAAUCGAAUGAAAUUCAAUUAAGCCAACCAGAAAUCAACACGCAACAGGCAGGAGAAAGAUUAGUUUAAGCCAAAAAACCAGAUAUUUAUACGCCAGGUAACCAUAUACAACAUAUACAUAUUACGAGUAUAUAUACACAUAAAUAUAUUUCUGUAGUUGCCAUAGCGCUUAGGGUGCAGCACACUUCCACAUGGCCAAAUCCUGGCCAGAACUAUACAAACAUAUUAGCUUCGGUUUCCUUCCAGCCAUAUCCCAUAUCCCAGAUAAAAGAAAGCCCAAAGAUUCCCAUUCCCCCAUGAGCCGCAAAUUAGUAGUAGCCUCUAGUUGAUAAGCGAAAAAACACCAAAAUUAAUGAAAAACACUAAAUCAAAGACCUCCCAAUGAAAGUUCCCUAAAUACGCAUACUAAGUAACUAACUGUAGAGCCUAGUUGUUAAGACGAAAGACAAAUUUUUAGCAUAGAACUGGCGAGCGGCACAGACGAUUAACAAACUAAAUAUUCCUAUAUACAAUAUACAUAUUAUAUACAACAAGCAGCAUCAAAUUCAAAGUGGAUAUACGCAAAAAUCAAAUGCAAAGAGGCAGAAAUACAACCAAAACAUAGCAAUUGUAAAUGAUAUAUACCAAAUAUAUUCUAUACGAGCAAACACA
This is a messenger RNA of Drosophila takahashii, 3407 nucleotides long. RefSeq names its product serine-rich adhesin for platelets. Gene Ontology annotation, biological process: signal transduction. NCBI's taxonomy places the organism in Eukaryota, Metazoa, Arthropoda, Insecta, Diptera, Drosophilidae. The record is from RefSeq and is a predicted model, not a curated record.